Apaloderma vittatum (bar-tailed trogon) is the source of this 2244-nucleotide messenger RNA. RefSeq names its product obscurin-like. Gene Ontology annotation, cellular component: plasma membrane. The annotation marks the transcript as partial. Gene Ontology annotation, molecular function: guanyl-nucleotide exchange factor activity; fibroblast growth factor receptor activity; fibroblast growth factor binding. Lineage: Eukaryota; Metazoa; Chordata; Aves; Trogoniformes; Trogonidae. The record is from RefSeq and is a predicted model, not a curated record. The transcript is spliced from 17 exons.
UGAAAGAGGCUGAAGUUCUGACCCAGGAGCGUGUGAUGGUGUCAGAAGCCAUCAUGACCGCGCUGGGAGAUAUUCAUUCCUCUGAAGCAAGAGAAGGAGACCUUGAACCUUGUAGAGAAGGUGUACCCAAAAGCCCUAUUUCACUAGCUGAUGUUGGCUCAGAAGAAUUCUUCCAGAAGCUUACCUCGCGUAUCUCAGAAAUGGUAUCUGCAAAAAUAAGUCAGGCCACACUUCGAGUGCCAGGUGCAGAAAGUGAUGAUGAAUCAAAAACUCCCUCUGCAUCUCCCCGCCAUGGACGAUCCAGACCUUCCUCCAUUGCUCAGGAGUCCUCCUCAGAAUCUGAAGAUGGGGAUUCCAGAGGAGAGAUCUUUGAUGUCUACAUGGUCACGGCUGACUACGUGCCCGCUGCUCCUGACAGGGAGACCAUCACUUUGAAGGAAGGUCAAUAUGUGGAAGUCCUUGACUCAGCUCAUCCUCUGAAGUGGCUGGUCAGGACUAAACCCACCAAAUCUAGCCCCUCUCGACAGGGUUGGGUAUCUCCAGCUUACCUGGACAAGAAAUUAAAGCUGUCACCAGAGUGGGGAACUACAGAAGUUCCUGAGUUCCCUGGAGAGUUCGUUUCUGAAGACGAAUAUAAAAGGAAGCUGAGCAUCCUUAUUCAAGAGCUGUUGGUCUCAGAAGAGGAUUACAUUCAAGAUCUGCAGUUCCUCCAGACUCAUCAUCUUAAGUUCACUGACACCUGCCCCAACGUCCCGGGGGCUGUCGCCAGUCAGAAGUCCACCAUCUUCAGAAAUAUCGAUGACAUUUCUCGCUUCCAUUCCAGUGUUUUCCUCCGAGGCUUACAGAAAUGUGACACUGAUGAUGACGUGGCCAUGUGCUUCAUCAAGAACGAAGCAGAGUUUAAUAAGUACAUCCAGUACCUGGUGGGAAGGGUACAGGCGGAGUCAGUCGUUGUCAGCAAAGCUGUCCAGGAUUUCUACAAGAGAUACACAGAUGAAAUUUUAACUAAUGAGGAUCCUUCACAGCCACUUAUUCCACCAUUGCAGCACUACCUGGAAAAGCCCAUAAACAGGAUCCAGCAAUACCAGACCAUAAUCAAGGAAUUAAUUCGAAACAAAGCAAGAAAUAGCCAAAACUGCACCUUGCUGGAGCAGGCUUAUGCCGUUGUGUCUGCCCUCACCAGAAGAGCAGAAAACAAUCUGCAUGUCUCACUCAUUGAGAACUACCCAGGGACCUUGGAAAGCCUUGGUGAACCCAUCCGACAGGGCCACUUCAUUGUGUGGGAAGGAGCUCCAGGAGCUAGAAUGGCAUGGAAAGGACACAAAAGACAUGUUUUCCUCUUCAGAAACUACAUUGUGAUCUGCAAACCAAAGCGAGACACAAGGACAGAGACCUACAGUUACAUCUUCAAGAACAUAAUGAAGCUGAACAACAUAGACGUGAAUGACCUCGUGGAAGGGGAUGACCGGGCAUUUGAGAUCUGGCAUGAACGGGAAGACCUGGUCCGCAAAUAUCUGCUUCAGGCACGUACAGUGAAUAUCAAGAACUCCUGGGUGAAGGAGAUCUGUGGCAUCCAACAGCGGAUCAGCGAGCCUGUCUGGAUACCUCCGGACUUUGAGGAAGAACUGGCGGACUGUACGGCUGAGCUGGGGGAGACAGUCAAGCUGGCUUGCAAAGUUACAGGAGCUCCCAAACCGUCUGUCAGCUGGUACAAAGAUGGAAAGCCAGUGGAGGUGGAUCCCCAUCAUAUCAUAAUAGAAGAUCCCGACGGUUCCUGCACAUUGAUCUUGGACAACCUAACAGGUGUUGACUCAGGACAGUACAUGUGCUUUGCUUCCAGUCCUGCUGGAAAUGCCAGUACCUUAGGAAAGAUCCUUGUUCAAGUGCCACCACGGUUUGUGAACAAGGUUAGAAACGCUUAUUUUGUGGAGGGUGAAGAUGCUCAGUUUACCUGCACUAUCGAAGGAGCACCUAGGCCUCAGAUCAGAUGGUACAAAGAUGGUGUAUUGUUGAAGGACACGAGUAAGUACCAGACUUUCAGUGAACCACGGAGCGGCAUAAUAGUCCUUGUGGUCAAGAACCCUUCCAAUGAAGAUAUGGGACACUAUGAAUGUGAGCUGAUGAACAGAUUAGGGUCUGCAAAGAGUGGAGCAGAACUCUACCACCACAGUGCUGCAGCCCUGACCCAGGAGAGGAGAGGAGACCAAGCCAUUACCAUAGAAGGUAUGAUCCUUGACCAGCUCU